Messenger RNA from Dinoponera quadriceps, 5345 nucleotides. RefSeq lists its product as uncharacterized. NCBI's taxonomy places the organism in Eukaryota, Metazoa, Arthropoda, Insecta, Hymenoptera, Formicidae. The record is from RefSeq and is a predicted model, not a curated record. Gene Ontology annotation, cellular component: nucleus. Gene Ontology annotation, molecular function: protein binding. Gene Ontology annotation, biological process: regulation of transcription by RNA polymerase II. The coding region runs from base 3750 to 5345 and encodes 531 amino acids. The transcript is spliced from 9 exons.
CCUCUCCUGCUUAAUCCCACGGCUCGGCGGAACUUCCGGACGAUAAGCGAUGGAUUUUGGUCCUGGUAUUCUUUACAAGGUAAACGUUUCGUAUCGAAACGAAACAAGAUCAACGAUCUCCCUUUCAUCUCGCUUCUACCAUUCGUGGUAAAUACUGCGCACUCUGACGCUUUACCCCCCUCAUCCUCCGUCUUUCCUUAUCAUCCUGCUAAACCAGUUUUCAUCAUAAGAAAGAAAACGCGACGUUUUUCCCCUCCCCCUUAAGAAGAUCGAAGAAACAUGCGACUGCUGAAAUUUCUCGCGCUCUUAUACAUACAUAGCUCCAAGAGAAUUGAACGAUACAUUUUCGCAGCUUCUGUUAAAUGAAUAUCGUAUCUUGAGGAAGUUAUAAUUAGUUAUAAUUAGUACAGGUAUGGAAAGGAAAAAGGAAGAGAGAGAGAGAGAGAGAGAAAGAGAGAGGAAACAGAGCAGGGUCUUUUUAAUCAUCGCGAUGGUUUAUUGAAAUAGUUUGAUACAAUUCAUCGACGCGGUCGGGACUUACAUUUGAAUCCGCUUGAUAAUUUGGCAGUUGAUUAUCCUCCGCGAAGAGAUUUCAUCUAAUUCCAAUCCUCGUGUCGCAAUUAUUUUUUAUCGUUACGGGCUCGGCGCGAUAGCAGAAUUACGACGAGAGUGAAAUCUGUUCGUUGACCCUCGGAGAUGAACGACGCAAUCGGCUAUCUCGCAGACUCGCGAUUCUUGACCUUCUCCAAGAUCUCGUAAGCGGAUCGGGCAAUAUCGCGCUGUGCAGCGUCGAUUUUAAACGGGUUACUCUAAAAAGAGCAUCGGGCCCGGAGUAGAGAAAGGUGAAAGCGUGCGCGAAUCGAACAAUCGACAGAAUCCGGUCGCGAUAUCUCUCCUCGGCCCGGUUGUGCACCGCCGGCUUCGAUCGGUGGACUCUGUCUAGCGCGAUUCUGGACUUCGUAUUUAUACACUGAUAAACGGCUUACAAACUUGCGAUGAAUCACGAAGAAGAGCGUUUCCGAAGGUGACGGAGCGCUCGUAACUAAAACAGCAGCGACUCCGAAUUCGUUCACCGAGAAACGUUACCUCGGAAAUUUCCAAUCUCAGUUUUCAAAUAUUCCGUAUCGUGACGCUCGAGUUCGAAAUUAGAUUGCUGUCAAGGUCUAUUUAAAAUUAAUCGCAGAACCACUUUGGAGUUGAAGCUUGUCUCCGGGACAGGUCGAUCGGUCGAAUAAUUCUCGAGCACUGCAGUCUUUCCGAGUAACAACGAGACAACGAAAGGCCGUAAAAGUCGUCGCAAAAGUAGGCUCGAUACGACGGGGAAGGGGAAAGAUGUUAAGAGAUUUUCGCUUGCUUUCCUCUCGCGCGCGUGAGAAGCGAUCUCGACGUCCGACUUCAUCGCGUUCGUCCCAAUUAAACGGCCGGGGUGUAGAUUACAUUGUUCAGCCAAACAUGUAAGCCGAAAUGUCGUUAACCCGUUUAAUUGCCAUCCGGUGUCCGCGUGUGCGUCGUGCAUGUGACGUGGGAGGACGGGGAAGGAGGAGGGGGGGAUCUCGACCCGCGCCUCUGAAUGAAUUUAUUCGGGCGGCAGAGACUAUACCAAGUGCACGGCGCGCUUCUGAGAAAAUAAACUCUCCCGCGCUUCCUCGGCGAUUCCGUCGGGCCCUCCUCGCGCGAUCUCCUCCGACUUCCUUCGAGGCGAGUCUUCUUCCUUGAAACCGAUCGGUCCCCCCCUUCCUUUUCCUCCGGCCGUCUCUACCCGUCCGUUCGUGACGAUGUCGGGUUACGCCGAGAAAGAAGAGAGAAUGAGAAAGAAAAAGAGGCCGACGCUCGCCGUCGACUGUGUGCGCGAUUCGCUUCGCGGGAGGAGAGAAAGAAGAGAAAAGCAAAAGAAAAGCUGGUAGUCGCAUCGGGGAAAAAAAGAGGGGAGAAGAAGUCGGGGCGAACGGAGAUAUCGAAUAUUUUUCUUUUUUUUUUUCCUUGCCUCCCAACCCCUCUCUCUCUCUCGUCUCCUCGCACGCGUAUAUUGAUUUUUAGAAAUUCCUCGCGAGACGGGCGAACGAGCGCGCAAAGCGCACCGGCCGAAGGAGCGGAGAGAGGCGAGGAGAAUCGGAGAGGGAAGAAGCGGCGCGCGAACCACCCACGGCCGCGGCGACGGCCGCCUUAGGGCAAGCGAGCGAGCGAGCUGAGCGAACGGAAAGCACAUCGUCGUUUCGAGCGAAUCCAUGUUGUUCGCGAGACAGCGCGUUCAAGACGAGCGUGGUCGCGUUCGCUCGAAGCUCUUUAUUCGCCAAUUUCCUCGAGUGCCUCGAAUGGCACCGGCGUGAGUAUCGCUGUAACGUUAUACCGCGACACAGGCAGGCCGCAUAGCGUACGUGCGCAAAGAGUCGCGGGGAAACGACGCACGGACCGCGCAUCGAGAUCCGCAUUUAGGCCGUUAAUUUUAAUAACGGGGGAAAUUCCCAGCCGCGUUAGGCCUAACCGCACACUAGACGGCCCUGCUUGCGGUCGAGAGCAAUCGAAGGCAGUCGGAGUCGUCCGAGCGCGCGGACGAGGCGAAGUAGUGGGGGAUCUCGCCCCCUCUUAACCCCACCGCGUAGUAACCCCCACUCAGUCACGGUCGUACCGACAUCUCUGUCGCUCCCGCAGUCGCUUCCUCUUCCCUCUCCGGGCGUCUUCCUUCUCCGUCUCGCUCGCUCCCUCUCCCUCCGUCUUGCGCUCGUCUCUCUCGUUCUAGCUCGUUCCGCCCGUUCUUAACAUCAAACCACUUAGGGCCGCGGACCUCGGCAGUCAGUCGAUCUUUCCUAGUAGCGGCAUUCCGGCAUUUUCCACCUGAUCGCGCGCGGGCGGUCCGGCAAACGCCAUUUUGGUCGUCGUUCGUCGUCGUCGUCAUCGUCCACUCACGCGUCGAGAGAGUGAGAGAAGUAGUCUCGUGCGUGAAACACACGAAGCACGUUCGUAUGUGCCGCGCCGCGCGUCGUCCUCGUAACAACACCUGACGGUUGCUCCAAAAAACAAUACGCGUCCGUACGUACUACGCGCGGCGCACUAAACCGUAACGCGCGUUGUUGGUGUCGAUUUGAUUUUUUUUCCCUUCGUUUUGCCGCUCCCCGUGGGCCAGAGAGAGGGAGAGCGCGCAAGAGCGAGCGGGCGAGAGAGAGAGAAAGACAGAGUGAGGGAGCGAGUACGCCGCCCCCGUGCGCUAGACGAGGAGGGGGCGACCAGGACGGAAAAGGACGCCGGGUGUUGUUUUUCCGUCGCGCGGACACACAACGAGACGAGUCGCGCGCGGAGCGGAGAGAGUGCGUGACCCCGCGUGUGUGUGCCAUUGCCGUCGACGUUCCACGUUCUUCUGCUGUAACAUCCUCUCGUCGCCUGACAGGACUCACGUCGACGUUUGCACGGAUUCGGACGGAGCCGCGGCGAGCCGGAUAACCGGAAAAAGUGUGAGCGUGAGGAGGCGAACAGGUGUUAAGGAGGAGGCGGCGCGCUGAGGACGAAAUAUACGGAUUCUUCGUCGGUUUAUGCAAGGCUGCUGCCGCGGCGGAAAGUCUCCGCGGAGAAAGGACGAGCUCUCUCGGCGCUCGAGUCCAUCUGAUCGAAUCCGAGGAGCGCGCAUCGAGCUGCGAAAGACGUUGGCGGGACGGAGGAGGAGGUGGAGGAGGUGGGCGACGAGGAGAGUACGGUGAACCGGAAGCGCUACGGUGGCCGGCUCGGUCGAGGAGUUCGCCGCGGUGCCGGACCCGCGCAUGCUUCAACAACGAAGCUGUACAGCAACAGCAACGACACCACCCGCGACGACGAGCUCAUCAUCAUCAUCAUCCAACAUGUUCCCGCAGCAAUACUGCCUGAGAUGGAAGUACCAUCACAGCAACCUGCAGACCAUGUUCUCGCAGCUGCUCGAGCGGCAGGCCUAUUGCGACGUCACGCUCGCCUGCGAGGGCAAGACGCUACGAGCGCACAAGGUUGUACUGUCGGCGUGCAGCACAUACUUCGACACGAUUCUAUCGCAGUACGAGGAGAAGGACCCCAUCGUCAUCAUGCGUGACGUCAAAUUCUCAGAUAUCAAAGUGCUCGUGGAGUUCAUGUACAAGGGAGAGAUCAACAUUGACCACACGAGGCUGUCGUCGUUGCUGAAAACCGCCGAGGAUUUACACAUCAAGGGUCUCGCCGAGGUCAGCUGGCGCAGCGAUUCCGCGCAAAACGACCUGAACAACACCGGCCACAGUCCCGGCGCCGCGACCCCCGGCGUGGAGACCGUUCUGAGGGAAGGUGACGCCGACGAGCCGCCACCCCCCAAGCAGAGACGCAGAGGUCGCCCGCCUCUGGACGAUCCACCCUCGGCCCACGACGUAUUCACACCGAAGAUCACGUGCAUCACCGGAAAUGAGGAAAUGAUGAGCGAGGGCGGCGACCAUGAGAGUUGGGACGACGACGUGAUGAUGAACGAGAAUAACGAAACGCCACUGCCUGUGCUGUCCUACAUGUCGAAGGAUGACAGCACAUCUGAUCAGGAAAAGAAAGCGCCUAGCACCCCGUCAAACUCCAACGCCACGAAUCCGUCGAUCCCCGAGCAAUUCCGGGACGUGAUCAAGAUGAACGAUUAUCUGACGACGGGACGCAGGCAGGAGUUCUGGGAGGAGCCGUUCACGCGACGCGUCAUGGACGCGAUCAAGAGCAAAGAACUGGAGAUGAAGACUGCCGCCGAGAUACUCGGCGUCUCAUACGGCACCCUCUACGGCAGAUAUCGCGACAGUUACGGUUGCCUUAAACACCCGUACAGAGUGCGGGAUUUUUGGUCUGAGCCGGGCCCUGCCGAAGUGCUGGCGAAGCUGCGGAGGAAGGAGAUAACGUUGUUUCGCGCCGCCGAAAUCCUCAACGUGACCGUCCAUACACUGGCGACGUACCUGGCGACGUUGCAGGGUUCGGACAGGGUAUUCAUAGCCAGCGACGGCCCGGCGCCCGGCACCAUCGACGGCAACAACGAGCCGACGGAGAACAGCGAUUCGGUGAACGACAUCCUGCAGAAGAUCAACGCGAACGCCGCGACCGCGGCGACGCUUACGACGACCACGCCGAUCAAGCGCGAGGGCGGCGGUUACAUCGAGGUGCCGACGGCAGUGCCGAAGGCCGCGACGUCCGUCCUGGAGAACAAUCCGGACAUCACGAUCGUCAAGACCGAGAACAUGCGCAAGUACACGAAGGUCUCAAACACGGAGAACAACAACGCGAAAUUGAUGAGCGGCGGCGCCGUGAGCGAAGUCAGCCAGCAGCAGCAGCAGCAGCAGCAACAACAGAAGCUCGCCGACCCGUUGUCCAUGAGCAACGACAACAGCAAACCCUAA